ACAGGACGCCAGUUUCACAUUUCGCACUGAUUCAUCCAACUAAACGUUAGCAGUGCUGCUAGCUCAACAAGGAACUAGAACAGAGACGGAAACCGGGGACAGCUGAAUAUGGCUGAACUUGAGAAACACGAAGGAGAGCAGGACCUUGAGAAGAAGAUUGAGGAGACGAGAGAGAGAUUCAAGAAUGAGUUCCUCCAAGAUUCAACAGAUAAAUAUGACUCCAGAGAUGUGGAAAGGCUUCAAAAAGAGGAUGAUCUUGUGGAGAACUACCUGCUGUGGAGAGAUCAUGUUGUUGAUGAAGCCUUGAAAAUGAUUGAUGAAAGUCUUCAGUGGAGGAAAGAAUAUGGUGUGAAUGAUCUCACUGAAAGCACCAUUCCCAAAUGGAUGUUUGAGACUGGUGCUGUCUUCCUCCAUGGCUACGACAAGGAGGGCAACAAGCUCUUCUGGUUCAAAGUAAAGCUACACGUGAAGGAUGCAAAAACAAUUGUGGACAAGAAGAAGUACAUUGCCUUCUGGCUGGAGCGGUAUGCCAAGAAAGAACCUGGGAUGCCACUUACUGUUGUGUUUGACAUGGCAGAGUCUGGCCUCAGUAAUAUAGACAUGGAGUUCGUGAAGUACAUUAUUAAUUGCUUCAAAAUAUAUUAUCCAAAGUUUUUAUCCAAAAUGAUCAUCGUGGAUAUGCCUUGGAUCAUGAAUGCUGCUUGGAAAAUUGUGAAGUCGUGGUUGGGGCCAGAAGCAAUCAGCAAGCUCAAGUUUGCAUCCAGAUCUGAGGUCCAGGGAUUCAUCGGGCCCGAGUACCUGCCACCCCACAUGGGUGGAACGGACACAUUCAAAUACAGCUAUCCGCCUCUUCCCGAUGACGACUUCCAAACUCCAAUCUGUGAAAACGGACCAAUUGUCAGUGAAGAUGAGAUGGAGAGCAAAGAGGGUGAAAUGGAGAGCAAAGAUGCCCUUGAGUCCAGCUUCAGCUCUGAUGUUGCAGUGAAGCCCAAAAAGGUGAACUUCCUGGAAGACAGUUUGAGGGCAGAGGACAAUGAUAAAGGAGACACAAAUGCCAGGACCAAAGGAGCCAGGAAGCCACUGACCACCUUCAAAGGCCCUCUGUUAGAUGUUAGCCCCGCAGAGGAGCUCAGCUUUGGUUCUGGAGAGACAGAGAAAAAAAGCCUCAUUAUCCUGAGCAAUGUAACCAAGAAUCAAGUGGCCUUCAAGGUACGGACCACAGCGCCUGAGAAGUACAGAGUGAAGCCCAGCAGCAGCUGCUGUGAACCAGGAGCUUCAGUAGAUAUAGUGGUUUCUCUACAUGGAGGCUCUAUAGCCUCUCCACAGGACAGAUUUUUGGUCAUGGCCGCCGAGAUGGACAACGCCGCAUCACAAGAACUUGCACAGUUCUGGAAAGAAGUACCAAAACCAAAGAUCAUGGAACACAGAUUGCGCUGUCAUGUUCUGGAGAGUGUAAAACCAACAGUGAGUCCUCUCAGAGACAGCCCUGUGGAGACAGGGACCAGCGGGCAGCAGGAAUUGAGCACAGCGCUCAUGCGCGUGAUGACCUGCAACGCACGGCUGGAGCAGAAGAUGAAUACGUGUCUGUGGGUGCAGAAGGUUCUCAUUGUGUUGGUGCUGGUCCUUGUGAUGCUCAACCUGCUGUGUCUCUACCUGCUGAGAAGUUCCCAGCAGCCAUCGUGACCUGCCACGGCUCCCUCCGCCUGCAUCUGUCGAUCACAGGCGCACAGACGGUUGAACCAGCGGGGCCACAGCUGACUACCUGAGGGAUGGUAGUCCUGAGCUCUCCCCUCCCGACGGGCUGCUGUCAUGGAGGGGAGAAAGGGCCGACUUUAGGGACAUGUGAGUUGUUGUGGAGUUUCUAUAUGAAGAGAUUGUAUUUGUCUCUUUCCAGGCACUUGAGAAUUAAUACAACAGAGACACUUUUAACAAUGUGACAUCAAAUCAUUAAUGUAUUUUUUAAGA
This is a messenger RNA of Centropristis striata (black sea bass), 1965 nucleotides long. It is a transcript of the gene mospd2, whose product is annotated as motile sperm domain containing 2. Bases 109 to 1683 code for a protein of 524 amino acids. The record is from RefSeq and is a predicted model, not a curated record. The transcript has 15 exons. Lineage: Eukaryota; Metazoa; Chordata; Actinopteri; Perciformes; Serranidae.